AUGGCUUCCACCACCGCCGUCUCAGCCACCGGUUCCGGUCUCAUCGUAAGCUUCGGCGAGAUGUUCAUCGACUUCGUCCCCACCGUUUCUGGCGUCUCCCUCGCCGGAGCCCCAGGCUUCCUCAAGGCACCCGGCGGCGCUCCUGCCAAUGUCGCCAUCGCCGUCUCUCGCCUCGGCGGCAAGUCCGCCUUCGUCGGCAAGCUCGGCGAUGAUGAGUUUGGCCACAUGCUCGCCGGAAUCCUCAAGGAAAACAACGUCGUCGCAGACGGCAUCGCCUUCGAUGAAGGCGCACGCACUGCACUCGCCUUCGUGACACUACGCUCCGACGGCGAGCGUGAGUUCAUGUUCUAUCGGAAUCCCAGCGCCGAUAUGCUCCUCAAGCCCGAAGAUCUCAAUCUCGAUCUCAUCAGAUCUGCGAAAGUGUUUCACUACGGAUCGAUAAGCUUGAUAGUGGAGCCAUGCAGAUCGGCACACGUGAAGGCGAUGGAAGUGGCAAAGGAGGCAGGGUGCCUGCUCUCCUACGACCCUAACCUGCGGCUGCCGCUGUGGCCGUCCGCGGAGGAGGCACGGAAGCAGAUACUGAGCAUAUGGGAGAAGGCUGACGUCAUCAAGGUGAGUGACAAUGAGCUGGAGUUCCUUACCGGCAGCGACAAGAUCGACUAUGCUUCUGCUCUCUCCCUCUGGCACCCCAACUUGAAGCUUCUCCUUGUCACCCUUGGUGAACAUGGUUCCAGAUACUACACCAAGAAAUUCCAUGGACAAGUGGAUGGUUUUCGUGUUGACACAGUAGAUACAACUGGCGCUGGUGAUUCCUUUGUUGGCGCUCUACUAUGCAAGAUUGUCGACGAUCAUUCCAUUCUUGAAGACGAAGCAAGGUUAAGGGAAGUAAUCAAGUUUGCAAAUGCAUGUGGGGCAAUUACAACUAUCAAAAAGGGAGCCAUUCCAGCUCUUCCUGCAGAGCAUGAAGCCCUUAAGCUCAUCAAUGGAGCAUAGAGACUUCAGGUACAUAAUAGUGCUAGUAGUGUCUUUUAAUUUUUUUUUGUAUAGGAAGGAUUCUCUUUCCAUUACAUCUCUUUUAGUCACUUUUCUGUUCGACUUGUUUAGCUAUCAAUGCAUUUCGGCAUAACGGUCACAUUUUCUUUCUUCCAAAAAUUUUAGAUUAGUCCGUUGACCCACAACACAAAAACAGCCUCGUAACCUUAAAAGGCCAGAGAAAAAAAAGGGCCGAAAAAUUGAAAAACUCCUACUAACAAUAUUGUUCUUCCUUGUUUACAAUUGAUCCAAUGUCUUAGGUAGCAAUUACCAUCUUUUUUUAUUGGUGCUUUCUUGUGCAAGAUUAUGGAUAAUCAAUUCAUAUUUGAAGCGAGUCAAUUCCUAAUGCUACCACAAUCAUACCUGUCUAAUCUGAAUUAAUCAUAAUUCAUAUUUGAAGUGAGUCAAUUCCUAAUGCUACCACAAUCAUACCUGUCUAAGCUGAAUUUGAAUCAUAUGCACUGUAAUUAUAUCUAUCAGAAAUAUAUAAACAGAACCAAAUCGAU
Arachis duranensis is the source of this 1538-nucleotide messenger RNA. Its product is annotated as probable fructokinase-4. Gene Ontology annotation, cellular component: cytosol. The coding region runs from base 1 to 993 and encodes 330 amino acids. Gene Ontology annotation, biological process: fructose metabolic process. The transcript has 4 exons. Gene Ontology annotation, molecular function: fructokinase activity. The record is from RefSeq and is a predicted model, not a curated record. NCBI's taxonomy places the organism in Eukaryota, Viridiplantae, Streptophyta, Magnoliopsida, Fabales, Fabaceae.